Onychostoma macrolepis is the source of this 1269-nucleotide messenger RNA. Its product is annotated as zinc-alpha-2-glycoprotein-like. NCBI's taxonomy places the organism in Eukaryota, Metazoa, Chordata, Actinopteri, Cypriniformes, Cyprinidae. The record is from RefSeq and is a predicted model, not a curated record. The transcript is spliced from 7 exons. Gene Ontology annotation, biological process: immune response. Gene Ontology annotation, cellular component: external side of plasma membrane. Bases 1 to 1269 code for a protein of 422 amino acids.
AUGGAGGAGGAUUUACUGGACUGGGAAGCGGAUCUGGAGGUCAACGUUUCCCUUCACCAGCCGCCGUUCGCGGUCCAGGAAAGCCCGCCCGGCAGAGAGUAUGCAAGCCCGCCGGCAGAGUAUGCGGUGCAGUUGGAACAGUCUACAGCCCCUGGACUCACUCUACAAGACCAAAACAUCAAGCUUUUGCUGUACGCAGAUGACCUGGUGCUGCUGUCAUCCACCCCACAGGGACUACAGCAGCACCUAGACCUGCUGGAGAACUACUGCCAGAACUGGGCCCUGCCAGUAAACCUCAAAAAGACCAACUUUAUGGUCUUUCAGAAAAAGCCCAGAUGCCAGGAACACAGAUACCAGUUGGAAUUUAGUGUCACAUUUAUGUUGGAUGAGCUCACAGUAGGACACUAUAAUUCAGAGAUUAAGAGAUACAUUCCUAGAGAUAAUACUACAAAUGAAGAUGAGAUUGUUUCUUACAUCUUUUAUGCAAUGAGGCAUGAUUUGCAACCUUUCCAUGUGGGAAGACUAACAUUUAAAAACUACACAAAAAGUCCUCAACUUUAUCAAGUGAUGAGUCAUUGUGAGCUAUGGGACAAUGAUAAGCCUGGACAAAUGAUCUCUAAGUUUGCUUUUAGUGGCUCCACUACAGAUGAAAUGCGUUUUUAUGACAAGUUUACAUAUGAGAGCCCAAAAGAAAUGGCAACACUAUCUCUGGAGCUGUUCAAGUGGCGUCAUGAGACAAUAAACUACCCAUCCUGCAUAGCAACUCUCAGGAAUUACCUUAAAAAGAGACUAACUCAAGUGAAUAAGAAAGUGAAACCGCGAGUCAGACUCAUCCAGAAAGCUAUCUUAGAUUCUAGAGGGUCUCGUGUGAGUUGUUUAGCAACAGGAUUUUACCCUCGUCACAUCAACCUGACCCUGUUCAGAGACGGGCAGCCUGUAGCUGAUCAUGAGAUCACUGGAGGAGAUCUGCUGCCCAAUGAUGACGGGACGUACCAGAUGAGGAAGAGUCUGGAGAUCAGUGCUGCAGACAAACACAAAUACACCUGCUCUGCCACACACCUCAGUCUGGACAACAGGAUGACUGUGGAUUUAGAGUACGAUCAUGGAGAACCAUUUAACUCAGUGAUUCCAUCAGUCCUAACAGUUUUGGUGUUGGUGUUGGCGUUUGAGGCUGCUGUUAUUAUAUGGAGAAAGCGGCAUGCAGCAUCUGAAGAAAUCGUGGACACUUCAAGAAAUGUUCAAGUUCAAGACACGAAGCCACAUAGAUGA